Molecule: messenger RNA, 300 nt
Organism: Aureobasidium musti
Lineage: Eukaryota; Fungi; Ascomycota; Dothideomycetes; Dothideales; Saccotheciaceae
Source: the annotation of a GenBank genome assembly
AUGCACACCAAGAUGCACAGUUUCUCGCAUCAAGGUUGGAACACCGAAGAGAAUCGUGACUCGAGGACUCUGAUCAACCGUGUCCGGCAUGGCCUGGAUCUUUUCGGCAGAGCUGAUGAGCUUUAUGACAAAAUUGAGGAUAACAAAGAUGUGCCUUCCUAUAUCACAGCGCAGUACGAGCAGAAGGGUCGAUUCAAGUAUCUCUUGGAUCGUGAUGGAGAAGACGCGGGCUUUGAUGAUGUAUCGGCUGCCGUUCAGCAUGAUAUCUACUUCAAGUAUGGCUCGUCCUUCUACUCGUAG